Molecule: messenger RNA, 1349 nt
Organism: Arabidopsis arenosa
Lineage: Eukaryota; Viridiplantae; Streptophyta; Magnoliopsida; Brassicales; Brassicaceae
Source: the annotation of a GenBank genome assembly
AAGUUCUAUGUUGUGUCAUUCUCUUUUCUUCAAGUCGGCAAACGUUUCACAAAUCACAAUGUUAAACAUCUUGCUGUUUUUCUUUUUCUUUCUUCCGUUUCUCGUCGGAAACAACCGCAUUUGCGUCGCCGCAAAUACAGGUUUUGUCUGGAGAAACGGCACGCAGUUCGUGUUGAACGGGGAACAAGUUUACUUAAACGGCUUCAAUGCUUAUUGGAUGAUGACCACCGCCGCUGACACGGCGUCUAAAGGAAGAGCCACCGUCACGACGGCUCUCCGGCAAGCAUCUGCCGUGGGAAUGAACGUCGCUAGGAUUUGGGGUUUCAACGAAGGAGAUUACAUUCCUCUUCAGAUCUCUCCUGGCUCCUAUAGUGAAGACGUUUUCAAGGGGCUAGACUUUGUCGUCUAUGAAGCUGGAAGGUUUAAAAUUAAAUUGAUAAUUAGUUUAGUCAAUAAUUACGAAGACUAUGGAGGGAGAAAAAAGUACGUGGAAUGGGCCGGUUUAGAUGAACCGGAUGAAUUCUAUACAAACUCAGCUGUCAAGCAAUUCUACAAGAACCAUGUGAAGACCGUGUUGACGAGGAAAAACACAAUCACUGGUCGAAUGUACAGAGACGACCCAACCAUCUUCUCAUGGGAACUCAUCAACGAACCUCGCUGCAAUGAUUCCACUGGUUCGAAUAUUCUACAGAAUUGGGUGAAGGAAAUGGCUAGUUAUGUUAAGUCCAUAGACUCAAACCAUCUACUGGAAAUAGGGCUUGAAGGGUUUUACGGAGAUUCUAUACCGGAAAGAACGGUUUACAAUCCCGGCGGGAGGAUCUUAACCGGUACAGAUUUCAUCUCCAAUAACCAAAUUCCCGAUAUCGAUUUCGCCACUAUCCAUAUCUACCCUGAUUCUUGGCUACCAUUACAGAGCUCAAGAACAGGAGAACAAGAUACAUUCGUGGACAGAUGGAUCGGAUCACAUAUCGAAGACUGUAACAAUAUCAUCAAGAAGCCAUUACUGAUAACAGAGUUUGGGAAAUCUUCAAAGUAUCCUGGUUUCAGCUUAGAGAAACGGAACAAGUUUUUCAAGAGAGUUUACGAUGUCAUCUACGACAGUGCAAGAACCGGUGGUUCGUGUACUGGUGGAGUUUUCUGGCAGCUUACAACCAAUAGAACUGGUCUGUUAGGUGAUGGGUACGAGGUUUUUAUGCAAGCAGGUCCUAAUACAACUGCUCGGCUUAUCGCCGAACAAUCUAGUAAACUGAGAAACCUCAAGUAUCCACCAUUGGUCACACAUAGUGCAGAAUGAAACAGUAUAGAUACAACACAGUAGAAACUAGAAUGUAUAAAAAAAGGAAAUAUGU